UGUGCAGCGCUGCUCCCAGCGGAGGGUUCCGGCUGUGGCCAGUACCUCGGCGUCUACGCGUCGCCCGGCAGGUCCGGGGCUCCGGUCCGUGCCGGUGCAGGCACCGGCAUGUGGCUGUGGGAGGACCAGGGCGGCCUCCUGGGCCCCUUCUCCUUCGUGCUGGUGCUGCUGCUGGUGGUGACGCGCAGCCCCUUCAACGCCUGCGUGCUCACCGGCAGUCUCUACAUCCUGCUGCGGUUCUUCAGCUUCGAGCCGGUGCCGUCCCGCCGGGCCCUGCAGGUGCUCAAGCCCCGUGACCGCGUGUCCGCCAUCGCCCAUCGCGGCGGCAGCCACGACGCGCCGGAGAACACGCUGGCGGCCAUCCGGCAGGCAGCUAAGAAUGGAGCAACAGGUGUGGAGCUGGACAUCGAGUUUACUUCUGAUGGAGUUCCUGUCUUGAUGCACGAUAACACAGUAGAUAGGACAACAGACGGGUCUGGCCGACUAUGUGAUCUGACAUUUGAACAAGUUAGGAAGCUUAACCCUGCAGCAAAUCACAGACUCAGAAACGAGUUCCCUAAUGAAAGGAUCCCUACCCUGAAGGAAGCUGUCACAGAGUGCCUCCGCCAUAACCUCACCAUCUUCUUCGAUGUCAAAGGCCAUGCAGAUAUGGUACAGUUCACUCCAUGGACUUCGCUAUUUUAAAAAGAUAUGAUCAUUUUCUUUUCCAAAAUUCCUUUUCAGAUGAGACAAACGGAUCAGAAGGUCAUCACAGCCCUAACUCACAGGCCUUGGAGCCUGAGCCACACUGGAGAUGGGAAGCCUCGCUACAGCGCCUUUUGGAAGCAGUCUGUGUUUGUGGUGUUGGACAUCUUGCUUGACUGGAGCAUGCACAAUGUCUUGUGGUACCUGUGUGGGAUUUCAGCCUUCCUCAUGCAGAAGGAUUUUGUCUCCCCGGACUAUUUGAAGAAGUGGUCAGCUAAAGGAAUCCAGGUUGUGAGUUGGACUGUCAAUACCUUUGAUGAAAAGAAUUACUACGAGUCCCACCUUGGGUCCAGCUACAUCACUGACAGCAUGCUAGAAGACUGCGCACCUCACUUCUAGACUCCCCAGGAGGAAACACAGUUGCAAAACUGCCUGGAGGCCUCUUGCAGGGACAUGAGAAAACUCUGUUAGCACAAGCCGUGGGGAACCUGUGGCUCAUACUGGCAAUAGCCACAGUGUCACCCCAACAAGCAGAAACCAGGCAUGCCAACCAUGCUCCAAGGAAGGCUCCACACUUGCCCUUAAAAUUCUGGAUCUGCAAAAAGGCAGGGUGGCCCCACCCUGACCCCACUGAGGGUACAGAGCUGCGAGGAUGAGCAGAGUGGGUCCUGCAAUUAGGGCGCAGGCACCAAUGCAUGGGGCUUGCAUGAUCACUCCAAGUUGACAUUUUAAAUCUUGCCGUACUUCAGUAAUUCACUUAUUUCCAAUAUUUGUCGUCAGCUUUGUUAAUGGCGACCUGUAGGUGUCAAACUUGUGACCACACUAAUAAAAUCAUUGAAAGGUGAACAGAGGGCAAA
This is a messenger RNA of Mus pahari (shrew mouse), 1541 nucleotides long. RefSeq names its product glycerophosphodiester phosphodiesterase 1 (gene Gde1). The transcript has 5 exons. Gene Ontology annotation, molecular function: phosphoric diester hydrolase activity. Gene Ontology annotation, biological process: lipid metabolic process. The record is from RefSeq and is a predicted model, not a curated record. Lineage: Eukaryota; Metazoa; Chordata; Mammalia; Rodentia; Muridae.